GGGGCGGUGCUGCGCACAGAGGGGAGGGGUAGGCGGGCGGCGCCGGCGGCUCCAACUGCGGCAGCUACGGCAGCGACGGGUAGGGCGGCGGAAGCCCCAGCCCCGUCAGCCGCCGGUCGAGUUAGGCCUCACCAGCGCCUCAAGCCGCCCGCUCUGUCUUCCGCGAGGGAAUCUCCGGGGACCGCGACACACACAGGGGCGCGGGUCGGCGAGAGGUAACCGGACGGGAGCCAGCGCCUCGGCCUCGGCCGCCACCACCCCUUCCCUGCUGCCAGCGCGCGCUCUCUCGCCAUUCCUCGCAGCCUCGCGGUCCCCCGCGUGCCUGUGCCCCACUGUGUGCACCGCGAGGCCGGCCUCGGGCUGGGGCCGGGCGGCGGGGGCACCAGGGCGGCCGCCUCUGCCUCUCCCGCCCCCUUACCCGCCCGGGAGUGGGAAGCAGCGGAGGCCCCGCCAUGGCCUCGGGAGCCGGAGGAGUAGGAGGGGGCGGCGGCGGCGGCGGCAAGAUCCGGGCGCGGCGUUGCCACCAGGGGCCAGUGAAGCCUUACCAGCAGGGGCGGCAGCAGCACCAGGGCAUUCUUAGCAGGGUUACAGAAUCUGUUAAGAACAUUGUGCCAGGAUGGCUACAGAGAUACUUCAACAAGAAUGAAGAUGUAUGCAGCUGCUCAACAGACACAGCAGAGGUACCGCAGUGGCCAGAAAAUAGAGAAAAUGAUCAUCUGAUAUAUGCCAAUGAGGAGAGCUCUAAUAUUCAUGAUGGGAGAAUCACUCCUGAGCCAACAGUCAGUAAUACAGAAGAACCGUCAACAACUAGUACUGCUUCAAAUUAUCCAGACGUACUUACAAGGCCUUCUCUCCAUCGGAGCCAUAUGACUUUCUCUGUGUUGGAAUCUCCUGCAUUACGCUGUCAGCCCUCCACAUCCUCGGCAUUCCCAAUUGGCAGUUCUGGAUUUUCCCUUGUAAAGGAAAUUAAAGAUUCUACCUCUCAGCAUGAUGAUGAUAACAUCUCAACUACCAGUGGUUUCUCUUCAAGAGCUUCUGAUAAAGAUAUAGCUGUUUCAAAGAACACUUCAGUGCCACCCCUGUGGUACCCAGAGGCUGAACGUUCUCAUUCACUCUCACAGCACACUGCCACCAGCUUAAAAAAACCAGCAUUCAGCUUAUCUGCCUUUGGAACACCUUCCCCUUCACUUGGGAACCCUUCAAUCCUUAAAACAAGUCAGCUUGGAGAUUCUCCUUUUUAUCCUGGAAAAACAGCAUACGGUGGGGCAGCAGCUGCCGUAAGACAGUCUCAACCACGAAACACGCCGUAUCAGGCACCAGUUAGAAGACAGAUGAAAGCUAAGCAACUCAGUGCACAAUCCUAUGGUGUGACUAGUUCAACAGCUCGGCGAAUAUUGCAGUCUUUAGAAAAGAUGUCAAGCCCUCUAGAGGAUGCAAAAAGAAUCCCAUCUAUUGUUUCUUCUCCCCUGAUUUCUCCUUUUGAUAGUAGUGGGCUAGGUAUCACCAUGGAUUUUCAAGCCAAAAGGGAAAAGGUGGACUCUCAGUAUCCCCCUGUUCAGAGACUCAUGACCCCAAAGCCAGUUUCCAUAGCAACAAAUCGGACUGUUUAUUUUAAACCAUCUCUAACUCCAUCUGGUGAAUUAAGGAAGACUAAUCAGAGAAUAGAUAAAAAGCACAGUGCUGGAUAUGAAAAAAAUAUGACACCAGUACGAAAUAUAGAACAAGAAAGUGGCUUUUCUUACCCAAAUUUCAGUAUGUCUGCAGCCAAUGGUUUAUCUUCUGGAGUAGGUAGUGGAGGCGGCAAGAUGAGACGAGAGAGAACACGCUUUGUUGCAUCUAAACCUCCACAAGAGGAGGAAAUGGAAGUACCGGUAUUACCGAAAAUCUCUCUACCCAUCACCAGUGCUUCACUGCCUACCUUCAGUUUUAGUUCCUCUGUGGUUACAACUUCCUCUCCAUCACCCAUUAGUCCUUUGCCAUCAACAACAACAAACAAGGUACAAACAGCCUCUCCAAACAGUAUUGGCAGUCCCAUGUUUAGAUUUUCAUCUCCAAUUGUAAAAUCUACUGAGGCAGAUGUACUACCUCCAUCAUCUAUUGGAUUUACAUUCAGUGUGCCUGUUGCAAAAACAACAGAACUUCCUGACUCUAGUAGUAUUUCAGAGCCAAUUACAAGUAGUUCCGCUCAGGAUAACACCGUGGUGAACAGUACAAGCUAUAGGAAGAUACCAGAUGAAGAUGGUGGAAGCCUUUGUAGACCUGCAGAAAUCCUGAAAGAAGGAAGUGUCCUAGAUGUUCUGAAAAACCCUGGCUUCGCAUCACCAAAGGCUGAGUCUCUUGCUGCUCAGCCUGCCGCCACAAGCCCAGUGGUUUAUACAAGACCAGCAAUAAGUAGCUUUUCUUCCAGUGGAACCGGGUUUGGGGAAAGUUUCAAAGCUGAAUCAUGGCAGUGUGAUACCUGUCUACUCCAGAACAAAGUUACAGACAGCAAGUGCGCAGCCUGCCAGGCAACAAAACUGUCUCCAAAAGAUACCAUUAAACAGACUGGAAUUGGGACACCAAGUAAAAGUGGCAAAUCAGCUCCUUCUGCAUCAGGGACAGGCUUUGGAGACAAAUUUAAACCAGCAGUAGGAACUUGGGACUGUGAUACCUGUUUAGUGCAAAACAAAUCUGAAGCAGUAAAGUGUGUGGCUUGUGAAACACCAAAGCCUGGAACUGGUGUUCAGCGCGUUCUUACAUUGACAGUGGCUUCAGAAAGUGCUGUGACCGUGGCUGCUUCCACCUCCAGCUGCACAGUGACCACUGGUACCUUAGGAUUUGCAGAUAAAUUCAAACAGCCUGUCGGAUCUUGGGAGUGUCCAGUAUGCUGUGUUUUUAAUAAUGCAGAUGACAAUAAAUGUGUGUCCUGUAUGUCUGAGAAACCAGGAAGUCCAGUUCCUGCUUCAGUCAGCAGCACGGUCCCUGUCUCUCUGUCUCCCGGAGGCUGCCUGGGACUAGAAAAGGCCAAGGAGCCCGAGGGGAGCUGCGAGGUGGGCCUAGUGCAGAAUAAAGUGGAUUCUACCAAAUGUGUAGCAAUUGAAGCUGCAAAGCCAGGCACAGGACCUGAGUUUAAAGGCUUUGGCACAUCUUCCUCAUCUUCGAAUGCAGCAGCCUCACCGUUCAAAUUUGGUAUCCCAUCCUCCUCCUCCGGGCCUUCUCAGACUUUAACAAACACUGGAAAUUUUAAAUUUGGAGACCAGGGAGGCUUCAAAAUAGGUGUGUCAUCAAAUUCUGGGUCCAUAAACCCCAUGAGUGAAGGCUUUAAAUUUUCUAAACCAAUAGGAGAUUUUAAAUUUGGAGUUUCAUCUGAUUCUAAUCCUGAGGAAGUUAACAAAAAAGACAGUAAGAAUGAUAAUAAUUUUAAGUUUGGACUUUCUUCUGGUUUAAGCAAUCCACCUUCUUUAACUCCAUUUCAGUUUGGGGUGUCUAAUCUUGGGCAGCAAGAAAAGAAAGAAGAACUGCCUAAAUCUUCAUCCACAGGCGUUAGCUUUGGUACAGGGGUUCUUAACCCUGCCCCUAACAUCACAGUGACCUCUGAGGACAAGAGCAGCUUCAGCUUUGGGACCAUCGAAACAAAGAGUGUCUCAGUGGCUCCCUUUCCAUGUAAGACGGCAGAAGCAAAGAAAGAAGAAAUGCCUGCUGCCAAAGGAGGGUUCAGUUUUGGCAAUAUGGAACCUGCCCCUCUGCCAUCCACCUCAUUGUUUGUUUUGGGAAGGACAGAAGAGAAACAGCAAGAGCCUGCCGCUUCUGUGGCUCUGGUGUUUGGGAAGCAAGCCGACAACGAAGAGCCGAAGUGUCCGCCAGUGUUUCCCUUUGGGAAUUCAGAGCAACCCAGAGAUGGGAGUUCUCCAAAAUCGACCUUUAGUUUCAGCAUGGCAAAACCAGCAGAAAAGGAAUGCGACCAGCCAGCAAAGGCCACUUUUGCUUUUGGAGCUCAAACCAGUACUACAGUUGAUCAAGGUGCAACAAAAUCCGUUUUUAGUUUCUUGAACAACCGUUCCUCUAAUCCAAAUACACCAACCACUUCAGCAGGUGGUGGCCUAUUUGGCGGCUCCACCUCAUCCUCCAGUGCCCCUGUGGCUGCCUUUGUGUUUGGCCAGGCCGGCAGUCUUGGGAGCAGCUCUGCCUUCGGCAGCCCUGCUGAAGCCAGUGCAUCUCAGCCUUUGCUCUUUUCUCAGGAGAGCAAACCAGUGGUCACGAGCAGCACCGGGGCAGCCGUCAGCCCCUUCGUCUUUGGCCCGGGGGCCGGUGGGAGUGCUGCUGCGGCCGCUGGUUUCAACUUCGGAGGCACAGCCACGACCAGCACGGCAGGAUCCUCCUUUGUAUUUGGCACUGGAACUUCAGUGCUGUCCUCCAGUCCAGCGUUUGGUGCUAACCAGACCCCAACGUUUGGACAGAGUCAAGGUGCCAGCCAGCCCAACCCCUCAGGCUUUGGAUCCAUACCAUCUUCAGCAGCACUAUUUUCUGCUGGUUCUCAGCCUGUUCCAACUGCUUUUGGGACAGUGUCAGGCAGUAGCCAGCCUCCUGUGUUUGGACAGCAGCCCAGCCAGCCUGGGUUCGGCUCUUCAGCAGCCCCGAACUCUGGUUCAGUUUUCCAGUUUGGCAGCAGUGCUGCAAAUUUCAGCUUCACGAACAACAGUCCCUCAGGAGUGUUCACAUUCGGUGCAGACCCUGGCACUGCUGCCGCCUCAGCCCGGCCUUCUGGCUCAGGGGGCUUUCCAUUCAGCCAGGCGCCUGCAGCCUUUAUGGCAGGGUCAAAUGGGAAAAAUAUGUUCUCUGCUUCUUCUGGAACUUCAGUUUCUGGUCGCAAAAUAAAGACCGCUGUUAGACGCAGGAAAUAAAGGUCACAGCGAUGUCACACACAGCAGGGUCUCCCACAGCAGGUGCCCUGGUUCAGAUGUGCUGGGGUCACCUGCAGUCAGCUCGGCCUAAGAAUGUCUUUUGUGUGGGAUUUUCCUUUUUCUUCCCCUACAGAGGCCCUACCCUCAUCUUUCCCUUUCACUUUUUAAAAAAUAAUAGCUAGACUUGUGACUGGUUCUUCAGCAACAAUAUUUUAUGAUCCAGCAAAUUAUUCACUGAUUUGACAUUGGCUGGCUGACCCCAGGAAUAGAGCCUCCUCGGCAAGUGACUUGUAUAGAACCUCUUGCACCACUGUGUGCAUUGAAUAUGCGUUUAUGGGACGCGUUGAAAUUGUAAUUAUAUCUGAGGAGUUCUGUAUAGAUUAGAGGAUGUUAAAAUGAACGAUUUCGAUGCUGGGUCCAUGCUGGUGUGUGCGUGCAAUGAGCUGGCCGUGCUGUGCUCUGAGAUGCUCUGCUAGAGGAGGCUUGAUGAAAGGGUGGUCAUGCCAUGGACAUGGUAGACCUAGUUUUCCAUGUAAUGAUUAAAUGCUAUUUCUGUAUUUUCACUCUGUCACCUGUCUUGCCUUUUCAUUAUUUUAUUGUGAGACUUGUGUAAAUACAAUUUUGUUUCUAUACUUUUUUGGCAUAACAUAAAUCUGUGAACUUGAAAUUUUAAUUUUGUGUUAGAGAUUUUUGUUGUUGUUUAGUCUUGUCUCAGAUUUUAUUAUGUAAAUCCCAUUAUUCAAAGUUGCCUAAAUCCAUUUGGAAAUCUUUAAAAAAAGAAAUUGGGGAUUCUUAAAGUGAAUUUAUUGGCUUUUCUGAUCCAGUUUUGUUUGGACCAAAAACCAGUAUUGUACAAAGUAUUAAACAUAUAUUUUUAUAUUUACUGAAAUGGACUGUGGUGACUUUGGAUAAUAAGGAAAUGUUUAAUAUUAAAGCCAUGUUUAUUACAGUAUAAUUAACAUGUUAAAACAUGGGAUAAAUGCCAUCAAUAAAAAAUUGUGAAAUACUUUUUGUUCUAGUGUUAACUCAUAAUGAAGGUACGAGUGUUAGUGGAAGAGAACCUUUUUGUAAAGGUUAAUUAACAAUUGUCAGAGAAAUUCCAAAGAGUACAUUUAAGUGAUUUGGACAACUCCUAAGUGAAGGGCAAGGUGUCUGGAUUUGUUUGAAUAUAGAAGGUACUUCUUGUCUGGGGCUAGGAAUCACGCCUACUUUGAAUAUAAACUGACCUUCCUUUUUAAAGUUGAAAAUAAACACACACAACUGUUUGUAUCUUCCUUGAUAGGUGUCUAGCCCAUUUCUUGAUCAGGUUCUUAGUUCAUGCCCAAAGCAGCCCACAGUGUUCUGUGUAGUUUCUCUUGGAUUAUUUUACUGAAUUUUUUUAACUAUAUUUCUUUUCUGUAGUCCAUAAAAGCUCUGAGACAGCAUUUGCUAAUUUUAUUCUUCAUUUUGAAACCACAGUUAACUUUGGGCUUGUGUUUUGCUGAACUUAUGGUUGGAGUCUAAAUUCAGAACUUGAAAAUGUUUAAGAGCUUUUUGUUUUUCCAGUGAAAAAGUAUUUGUCUUACUGAAUUAUCACAGGCUAUCAAAGUGCUGGUUUGGGGGUAGAAAUUUUGUAUUUGGAGCAGAUGAUGAUGAAUGCUGAAAGAGGUAAACUGGAAUUCUGUGGUUUUAAUGCCAAGAAGUUGGGUGCCCAGCUAAGCAGCAGGUUUGUUUUUUCACCCAUUUGCUAGGCACCUGUGAAUAGAAAUAUUCGGCUUUCUACUCUAGGAAAGAUUUUUUGUAAGAAAUGUGCCAAAAAUAAUGUUUCCUUGUAUUUUAUAUGUUGUUUUUAAACAAGUGACUGAAAACUGUACUUAGGAUGGCUUGUCUUAAUCAAAUCUUGUGGCCUCUUGAACUGGAUACUUGGGACGUGUGUUUUCCGUCUUUACUGCCGUGACGCCCGGGCCCCACGCAGCAGCCCUGGACUGCAUUCAUAGUGGCAGCCCCGCCCCACAACCGGCCCUGUGGGCUGAGGGGACUCAUCAGGUUGGCUCAGGUUACAGGAGGGCCUCUGACUCCCCGGUACUAGCCUAGGGCAGGCGUUUCACGGGCACUUCCUGAAUCGAGUGAACGUGGAGGGAUUGCUCACGGCAAGUGCCUCUUCAGCAGACGCCUGGUGCACCGGGUCCAGGCGGGCCACUUCCAAGUGCUGGGUGGUUUUGAGUGAUUAAUGAUCUCAGGCAUAAAGUAUGACUCAGACAAUUGAAAAAAUGUCUUUAAGCCUAGCUGCUUGUUGCAAAUUCUCUCCUGAAAUUGUUCACGUAAUAAGGACAAAUUGAAAUAAAAGCAUUGGACUAAUUUUAA
This is a messenger RNA of Manis javanica (Malayan pangolin), 7223 nucleotides long. It is a transcript of the gene NUP153, whose product is annotated as nucleoporin 153. Gene Ontology annotation, molecular function: structural constituent of nuclear pore. The record is from RefSeq and is a predicted model, not a curated record. NCBI's taxonomy places the organism in Eukaryota, Metazoa, Chordata, Mammalia, Pholidota, Manidae. Gene Ontology annotation, cellular component: nuclear pore. Gene Ontology annotation, biological process: protein import into nucleus; RNA export from nucleus.